AUGCCUUUUAAGCCAGUAGAACACCCCAAGUGUCCCAAAUGCGGCAAAUCCGUAUACGCCGCGGAAGAACGCGUCGCCGGAGGACUCAAAUGGCACAAGAUGUGCUUCAAGUGUGGUCUGUGCGGCAAAUUGCUCGACUCGACAAACUGCUCCGAGCACGAGGGUGAGCUAUUUUGCAAAGUGUGCCACGGACGCAAGUUCGGUCCUAAAGGAUACGGCUUCGGUGGAGGCGCUGGUUGCCUGUCCAUGGAUCAGGGCGAACAUUUGAAGAGUAGCGAGGAGCUCGCGAGGGGAUCGAACGCCGUUCUGGAACCGAGAGCCAUCGCGAAGGCGCCUGAAGGGGAAGGUUGUCCCCGAUGUGGAGGAUACGUGUACGCCGCCGAGCAGAUGCUAGCUCGAGGAAGGGCUUACCAUAAGCAAUGCUACAAGUGCAAAACCUGUCAACGGUCUCUGGACUCGACGCUUCAUUGCGAUGGUCCUGAUCGCGAGAUAUAUUGUCGAGCUUGCUAUCCGAAGAAAUUCGGUCCGCGAGGCAUUGGCCAUGCUGGGGUUAUGUGGAUCGGGCUGCAGUGCGAUAUUGAGGACGAGGGCGAUGCUGCUCCUCGUACAACCGUGAUCGACACCGCCGUAAUCAAGGCCCCACCUGGCAAAGGUUGUCCACGUUGCGGUGGCGUUGUAUUCGCUGCUGAACAGGUGCUCGCAAAGGGCCGCGAAUGGCACAGGAAAUGCUACAAGUGUCACGACUGCAGCAAAACUCUCGACUCUAUCAUCGCCUGCGACGGGCCCGACAAAGACGUCUACUGCAAGACUUGCUACGGAAAGAAAUGGGGACCGCACGGAUACGGAUUCGCAUGUGGAUCGGGAUUCUUACAAACCGAUGGCCUAACGGAGGAAGAAAUAUCAGCCACUCGCCCAUUUUACAAUCCUGAUACGACGGCUAUCAAGGCACCAGCUGGUCAGGGAUGCCCCCGCUGUGGUGGCAUGGUAUUUGCCGCCGAACAACAGCUCGCCAAAGGUACUAUGUGGCACAAGAAAUGCUUCAACUGUGCCGAAUGCCAUCGACCUCUGGACUCUAUGCUAGCCUGUGACGGACCUGACAAAGAAAUCCACUGCCGAUCUUGCUACAGUAAACUGUUUGGACCCAAAGGAUUUGGGUUCGGACAUACCCCGACUCUCGUUUCAACCAACGGAGAUCACGCUCCCUCAUACAUCGAUGCCAAGCCUCAGGUGGGUCAGAAGCGAAACGACGGCCACGGGUGCGCGCGUUGCGGCUACCCAGUGUACGCUGCGGAGCAGAUGAUCUCGAAGAACCGCGUGUGGCACAAGCGCUGCUUCAGCUGUGCCGAGUGCCAUCGUUCGUUAGACUCUACGAAUCUGAACGAUGCCCCAGACGGGGACAUUUACUGCCGUGGCUGUUAUAACCGGAAUUUCGGGCCGAAGGGUGUAGGCUUCGGCAUGGGGGCGGGUACCCUGACGAUGGCCUAACUUCUUCAGGAACGUCGAAACGCUGGAAACCAGUCUCAUAUAUAUAUAUAUAUAAAUAUAAAUAUACACAUAAAUAUAAUUAUAUCCGCCAUAUACAGCCGAAUAAACGACCAGAACAAGCGAUAUCGCACUGGGCUCUUCGUUUAUUCGUGUGUAUAGGAAUAUGUAUAUGUAUAGACGCCUGACUCCUCGACUAACUCUGACGAAGUGACGAAAAACACGCUGCUCCAGAAAUCAAACAGAAAGCCAAGAAAUUUGUUCGCUAAACGACGACACACCGAUUAUUCGAUCGUAACGAAGACUGCACGCACGUUUCGUCGAUGCUCUUCGGCGACGUGGCGCACGAACGACCGAGAUACCACGAUUAAUCGAACCACAUGUAAACGAGCAAGCUUUUAUUACUUUUGUAUGGCGAAAAUUCGCGGGAUCGAAGCUCGGUUCUCUCCUUUUUCCUUCGAAAGCAGACUCAGCAUCCUGUCCACUUCCGUUAGGGACCAACGUUGGGCCAAAUUUCCACUCCAUCUACUUUCUCCAGUUAAGGUCUGCUGUCUGAGGGAAAAGGCGUGACGAGCAUGACACAGAGAGUACAAAGGACAAAUACCUGGACCGUAAUCAGCAGCAACAAUUGUAGUUAACGACAGAAAUGACGAGCGAAAAAGAACAGAUACAAAAUAUGAUUAUUUUCAAUAAAUGUAUAUUUCGAGAAAAAAAAGAAUAAGAGAACUAAAAAAAAAAAAAAGAUAAAAACAAA
This is a messenger RNA of Bombus pascuorum, 2236 nucleotides long. It is a transcript of the gene Mlp84B, whose product is annotated as muscle LIM protein 1. The transcript is spliced from 8 exons. Gene Ontology annotation, molecular function: structural constituent of muscle; actinin binding. The record is from RefSeq and is a predicted model, not a curated record. Bases 1 to 1485 code for a protein of 494 amino acids. Gene Ontology annotation, biological process: sarcomere organization; muscle tissue development. Gene Ontology annotation, cellular component: Z disc; cytoplasm; nucleus. Lineage: Eukaryota; Metazoa; Arthropoda; Insecta; Hymenoptera; Apidae.